AUGGGCAAAAAGGCUGGGCGCCUCGUCAAAACUUCUGCAUUGACUGGUGAUGGUUCGUCGUCACCUUCGCCUACAGUGGAACCUAGCUUGUCUCCCACUAGGACUGAAUCGCCUCCAUGCACACCAAACCCAGGUAAGACUUCUUCCUCUGUAAGUCUUCCAAGACGUUUUACACGCUCCAUGUCCAUUCCUUUUGCGUCGUCUAAGGAUCAUCCUCCCCCAUCCACCACGUUACCCCACCCUCUCACUGAGUCUGACUCGUCUCAGCCCCCCCUGUCGAAGCCUAAACCAAAAAGGAAAACUGUCUCCUCUGAUGCUACUCCUUCGUCAGUGGCUAAGAAAAUGAAAACUCCUCAACCUAGUGUGUCUGAGCCAAACAAAACUAAUGCACCGUUUUACUCCAACGAUAAGUUGCUUAGAUUUCAUGAAAAUUUUUGUCGUCGUCCACUGUGGCCUGAAUAUCGAAUGAAGUUCAAGUAUUUUCCUAGGAUUAAGGAGUUAAUUGAAAAACGUGGGUGGUCUCUGUCUGUCACUCAUCUCCAACCCCCAAAUGAGAACCUGGUCAGGGAGUUUUAUGCCAACCUAGAUGAGAGCAUUCUGAAUAGGAAAAGUCAGUUCCUUUAUCUUGCUUAUAUUAGAGGUAACAGGUUUCGGUUUGCCCCCUCAACCAUUAGUUGUGUCCUGAAAAUCAAAACCAUCACCCAUCCCACAUUUAAUGAUGAGUAUAAGCCAGAGUUUAAGGAUGUAGGUGCUGAAAUUACUGGCAAUCCCAACUUUGUUUGGAAUGGGAAGGAGUUACCUGUCACAGUUCUCUCAGAGUUUUACAGGGUCCUCCAUAAAAUUGCUAUGUCCAAUUGGUGGGCGAAUUCACAUAUCUCCAUGAUCAACUACAACACAGCUCGAUUUCUGUAUGCCUUAGGCACCGGUGUGAGCAUUGAUCUUCCAACUAUCAUGUAUGAUCGUAUUAUGAGUUCUGCCUCUGCCAAGAGUAUCAAGCAUACCCUGCCUUAUCCCAGCUUGAUCAACAGAGUGGUUAAACGAGGCUCUCCAGUUGUUUAUGAGCAAGACAAAAUGCUGCCAGUCCCAUCCAUUGGUAAGUCGUUUAAUCUUGUGGAUAGCAAACCACUUCCACUGUCAGUCAUGGAUGUAUCUGCUGCUGGGGCUUCUCUAAUGGAAGACUUACCUUCUGCUCCAACUGCUCCUUCAACUUCCUGA
Molecule: messenger RNA, 1215 nt
Organism: Cannabis sativa
Lineage: Eukaryota; Viridiplantae; Streptophyta; Magnoliopsida; Rosales; Cannabaceae
Exons: 1
Coding region: 1-1215 (404 amino acids)
Source: RefSeq, a predicted model, not a curated record